GGGAAAACGUUGCUGGAAAAGAUUGUGGUGUCGGACAGUGACAAGUGCCCGCUGGCGCAAGGCAUACACGCACAACCGGCAUUGAAGGGUUCGCCGCGCAAGAAGAAGCUCAUUGCCAAGCUGGAAAAGCCGCCAAGUAAGGAUCCCUGGGGUAAGGCAGGUCCCGGUGGCAAACCGUGGCGCAGUCCGAAGGCAGUCGGCAGUUCGUUCAUGAAGUCGCUGGGUUGGACCAACAAGGAGAUGCUCAAAGAUCUUGACCAAGAUAAUCCCGUCACGCCAGCCGAGAAGCCCACAUUCCGCAAAGUGCGUACCAAUAAAAAGGUGCAACGCUGUUGUGAUCUCUGCAUUUGCAGCUGUCCCGGCAUCGUGACGAAUAAGGGAUGUGGCGGCAUUGCUAUGGCAACACGAAAGAAACCACAUCAAAGCUCACCCAGCAAAGGCCAAAGCAAUACGACUACAACAAAUCCAACUGCACCAGCUACAAUAACAGCUGCCGCUUUAAAGCAAAAAUACUGCCCGCGCUUUGUACGCCAAUGCGGUGCCACCAUGGACAACAACAAUUCCAAUAAUACAGAGACCAGUGCCAAUGUAGGUGGCGAAGGUGUGGAAUUGGUGCCACUGCUGGCACGUCGACGCGCCAAUACCCGCCCAGUCAGCCUGUCCAGCACGGAUGUGACAAAGC
Rhagoletis zephyria (snowberry fruit fly) is the source of this 682-nucleotide messenger RNA. RefSeq lists its product as uncharacterized. The record is from RefSeq and is a predicted model, not a curated record. NCBI's taxonomy places the organism in Eukaryota, Metazoa, Arthropoda, Insecta, Diptera, Tephritidae.